AUGUUUCUUGCUCUCUUCACUAUUCUUGUUGUGACAAUUGUUACUAUCUUUGUUUUGCUUUAUUUAGUCCAACCGCACAAACAAGAAUUUAUGAACUCCGUCGAACUUAGUGAAGUCCCCAAAGACUUGGUCAAUCAUCUUAAAGAGGCCAUUUCAAUACCAACUGUUUCUAAGUCGGCUAAUGAAAACUUUGAGAAGAUGAGGGAAUGGAUGAAAACGACGUACCCAAUUCUUUUUGAAAAGUUCACACUUGAGUUGUUUAACACAAACACGAUAUUACUCAGAUGUGAUGUGGAGAACACGGAACCCCUCGUCUUGUUGGCGCACCACGAUGUCGUCCCGGCACCCUCUGCUGGAUGGGACACAAACCCAUUUGAAGGCACCACAAAAGAUGGUGUUGUUUAUGGACGUGGCGCGAUGGAUAACAAGACAGACUUUGUCACCUGUUUGGAGGCUCUCAAUUUUCUCUUUGCGACAAACUUUAAGCCAAAAAGAAGCAUCUACUUCAUGUCUGGUGCUGAUGAAGAAGUAGGUGGUACUGGGUGUCAAGCAGUAGUCUCUGAGUUAAAGAGACGAGGUGUGACGCCGUAUGUUGUCUUAGAUGAAGGGUAUUGUGUGUUAGACUUAGAGAAGAGCUUUUUGAAGCGCAAUUUGGCGCUCAUUGGAUUUUCGGAGAAGAGGAGAUUGUGUGCAAAGUUUGAGUUAACAUUGAGAGGAGGGCAUGCCAGUAUUCCUCCAAAUCGAACAGAAUCGAAAAUGGUCAAUCAAUUUGUUUCUGCUAUAGAGAAAAGUGUGAGAAUAAAGCGAUGGAAUGAACCAGUUAAGUUGAUGAUAGAGGAGGUUGGGAGAGGACUCCCAUUCCCUUUGAAUUCUUUAGUAUAUCACUUACCCAAAUUGGGGAGUUUGGGUACAAAUGUGGUGCAAUUGUGUGGUGAGAAGUUCAAAGCACUUGUUGGGACAACUUGUGUUAUGACUUAUAUGCGAAUGGGAGACUUAACUAUGACAAACGCACUACCAAAUAACGCAGAGUUUGUGGUGGAUAUCAGAAGUUUCCCAGGAGAUUCAGUUAAAGACAUUGAAGAGCGAAUAACCAAAACAAUUGAAAGAUACAAAAAGAACUUCAAAGAAAUCAAAAUGGAGUGGCUUUGGGUCGACGAUAAAAAAGAGAACGUAUGUUCCAAUUUGACUUGCGAAGGCUUUGACAAAAUUGUCAAAACAGCCAAAGAAGUCUUUGGUAAUGUCAUAAUUGCUCCGGCUUUAGUUAUUGGAGGAACAGACUCAACCCACUAUUUAGAAAUAUCUGAUCGUGUGUUUAGAUUUGGGCCUGAGAUACUUUCUUUUAAAGAAAUUGGGGCCAUGCAUGGUAUUAAUGAACAAAUUAGAGAAAAUACAGUAGAAAAGGCGUUCCAAUAUUUUGUUAAACUUAUUCAGAACUGUUGUUAG
Molecule: messenger RNA, 1443 nt
Organism: Entamoeba invadens IP1
Lineage: Eukaryota; Evosea; Mastigamoebida; Endamoebidae
Product: carboxypeptidase S, putative
Exons: 1
Coding region: 1-1443 (480 amino acids)
Molecular function (GO): hydrolase activity
Source: RefSeq, a predicted model, not a curated record